AAGCUCGAGCUCGUCACAUGAUCAGCUGAUGACUCCUUCCUCUAUGCUGGAUGCAGGAUUUCCAGCCAUCGCCGCUUUGAAGGGCUCACAGGAAGCCAUUUCUCUUCAAACUACAACAGUCUAAGAAAAAUAACACCACAGUAGCUUAAGGUGUAUUCGCGUUAGAACCUUAGAUAGCGUUAGAUAGCAAAACUGGCGCUGUUGGUGGAGUGGAUGAUGAACGGGCACGCAAUUUUAUACACCGGGGUCACUUUGGCCUUCUGGGCGACCAUCCUGAUCGUCGGUACUUGCUAUACAAUAUUUGACCUUGGAUUUCGAUUUGAUGUAGCAUGGUUUUUAACAGAGACUUCUCCAUUUAUGUGGGCUAGUCUUGGAAUUGGCCUGGCCAUCUCUCUGUCUGUUGUUGGAGCUGCAUGGGGGAUUUACAUCACAGGGUCCAGCAUCAUUGGUGGUGGUGUCAAAGCCCCUAGAAUCAAGACCAAAAAUCUGGUCAGUAUUAUCUUUUGUGAAGCUGUUGCCAUUUAUGGGAUCAUCAUGGCAAUUGUCAUUAGCAAUUUAGCAGAGAAUUUCACUGGUACAACUCCAGAGACUAUUGGGGAGAAGAACUACCAAGCAGGCUACUCCAUGUUUGGUGCUGGACUUACUGUUGGCUUUUCAAACCUCUUCUGUGGCAUCUGUGUUGGCAUUGUGGGCAGUGGAGCUGCCCUUGCUGAUGCUCAGAAUGCCAGCCUCUUUGUCAAGAUCCUCAUUGUUGAAAUUUUCGGCAGUGCCAUUGGACUGUUUGGAGUGAUCGUAGCCAUCUUGCAGACAUCGAAAGUAAAAAUGGGAGAUUAGAUGACCACACAACCUACUGAUCAAUGAUGCUGUGUUGCUGGUGCAAACAGGAGGUGUAAAUACAUAGUAAAUUAUUUAAAUGUGUUUUCCUUUGUGUAUGUUUUUAACCAUCAUUUUCUGAAGAUUGAAAUAUUGUAUGUGCACCAAUUUGUCUUAAUACAGUGCAUGAUGAUGUCAAAGGCAGACCUUUGAUGACUUACACUUGGUUUAGCAUCUCAUAAUUCUUAAAAUGAAAAAAUAUCACAAUGUUUUUGGCCAUACCUUCAUGAUGUCAUAAUAUCAAAUUUAACUAUUAUUAUUGUUUAAAUCAAAAGAUAUUUUAUUUAUUAAAACAGCUUAAUAAUAUAAACCGUGAUCGUGCAUAUGGUGACAGAACAGACUGUCUAUAGAUCCAAAGUCAGGGUCGAUUUUGACAUGUAAGGUGUUAUGUUUGUAAUCAUCUCAAAUUCAAACAUAUAGUUCGCUGUGAUUGUUCUGUAGAGUACAAGAAAAAUGAUAAAUUGCAUAAGUGUGGUUCUUUGCACUGGAUGGGUGUAAAUCAUAAAGUAUUCUCUUGAUGGCUUUAUGAAAGAGUGUUCUUGUGUAUUUGUGUGAUGACACCUGGUGUAUCUGGUGUGCUUGACCUGAUCUUACUC
Messenger RNA from Carassius carassius (crucian carp), 1469 nucleotides. Its product is annotated as V-type proton ATPase 21 kDa proteolipid subunit c''-like. Gene Ontology annotation, molecular function: proton-transporting ATPase activity, rotational mechanism. The coding region runs from base 214 to 834 and encodes 206 amino acids. The record is from RefSeq and is a predicted model, not a curated record. The transcript has 8 exons. Gene Ontology annotation, biological process: proton transmembrane transport. Lineage: Eukaryota; Metazoa; Chordata; Actinopteri; Cypriniformes; Cyprinidae. Gene Ontology annotation, cellular component: proton-transporting V-type ATPase, V0 domain.